UCUUCCAUCUGAGCACCUCGCAUAUCUCGUUUUAGCUUAGAGAACUGCCAAAGAAGUAGUUCCACCCGUCCGGAAGUCCUAAUUACACGCUGAAGAAGACUGUCAAAAUUUCCUAAAAUAUUGGGUCAAAGUUCGGACUCUUGACGUAGCAUUGGCAUUCAUACACGGCCAAAGUUACCUGUGCGUGGCGAAUCGAUUGAAAUUAUGUUCUAGAGUUUUCUGCAUGGUGAAGCAGUCCAGAGGUUUGAUUUAGAAGUUGGAUGAAGCAGUGAUUCCACUUAUCUCGACAAAGAUAUUGCCUAGCACCUGCUCUAUGGACACGAAGAGAAUCACAAGAGGAUUAUUUUUGGCGGUUUUCGUCGUCCUGGUAAUUUUUUCUUUCCAGGUCGCUGGCAGGAUAUGCUUUCUAUGUGACUCUCGCAAUGAGCCGUGUUCUGAAGAUUCAGUCAAUGGUACGAGAACGGCGACGUGCUCUGAAGGAAACGAAUUCUGUGAAGUUGUCAAGGAUGGAAGACAUGGAGAGACACGAUUUUACAGAGACUGUGUCAACAAAUGCGACAAGGAAUUUGUCAACUGGGAGAAAGAUGGCGAAGAAUAUUGCAAAAUGUGCUGUGAUAACGACCUCUGUAACGUUGGACGUUGUGGGUCCCCUGUGGCAUUUACUUUGAGCGGUACACUGAUUGUCCUUAAUGCAAUCGUUGCAUUUCGAUGCAUGUUUGUAUUUGCAUAAUGCCAGCUGCAACAGCCAGAGGCAUAGACACAUUUAUCAUUGCAAGCUACUAUUCGUAACAGAACGACGUGAACUUAAAAUGGUAUGAAAACACUGAAUUGAAAAACAUUUCUC
This is a messenger RNA of Pocillopora damicornis (cauliflower coral), 844 nucleotides long. RefSeq lists its product as uncharacterized. The record is from RefSeq and is a predicted model, not a curated record. Lineage: Eukaryota; Metazoa; Cnidaria; Anthozoa; Scleractinia; Pocilloporidae.